AGUCCACUAAACAACUCGCUUUUUUCUCACCGGACCCGUCGGAAUGGGUACCAUGCCCUUACUAACGCCUACUGAAUCGUACAAAUUCCAGUCUGCACUUCUCGACUACUCGAAUGGUAUUGCGUCUCCAGAGUGGACGAUGUACACCACAGACGUUCAGGAAGAAUACUCGGACCGCCAGCUGCCACCGCGCAGAGAAGGCAGCGAGCAGCUCGCAAAGGCGACGAAGGAUCUUAUCUCGCUCGACUCAAACCCAAGCCGGUGGAAUGAAUCCGCGGACCGUGAGGUCUUGACUACGGACCUUCCCGUGACGUCCCCAUUAAACAUGGUCUUCAAGCCGCCCGCCGCACCCACCUCAUAUGCAAUCCCCUCGCCUCUUCAGCGUAUUACCUCUCCUCUCCAGCAACUUCUUGGCGGUCAACACCAACAGGUACAAAGACCUCCGUUGACUGUCACACCGAGCCACACACUCGAAAACUCCGCAGCAUCCGAUUCGCAACAGAGCGUAAGCUCCGUGUCAUCAGACCCAACACCGCCGCCCCCAACACCGCCCGCGCUGAAACGACCGUACCCCUCGUCUUCGGACCUAUCUAAUCUUGCCGGUCCAAGUUCGAGCUCCGACGUUACCACGUCGACGGCUCGACAUCCAUGCAAGAAGCAACGCGGGUCGCCACCGCAUCAGCAAGGACCGGUCCUCAAUGCCAAACCAUCUUUAUUAUCUGCUUCUCAGAAAAAGGCAAACCACAUCCAAUCUGAGCAAAAGCGGCGUGCGAACAUUCGAAGAGGGUAUGAGGCGCUCUGUGAGACUGUCCCGGCGCUGCGCGAGGCUAUUUCUGCGGAAGAACAGGAGCUCGCUGCGGAAGCUGCUGAGAACGAACAGAAGGGAGGGAAGGGGAAGAGUAAGAAAAAGAGCCGAGCGAAACGGGGUAUGAGUGAGUCAGGCGAGAAGAUGGAUGGCCGAGCAGGCCCACGCAGCGAAAAUGUUGUUCUACAAAAAACAAUUGACUAUAUCCAUGACCUACUUGACGAGCGCAAGUCACUUCUGGAUAGGUUAAAUAGUGCUCGACGUAAACUUGCGCCUGAACAUCCUGCUCUUGUUUCAUUACAAUCCGGGAACGCACUGUGGGAACGUGAAUGGACAGGCGGGCAGGGCAUAUUAGAAGAUGAUGGUUCUGACGACGAGGAUGAGUCGUAGUGUUGUUAUCUUAUCAAUUCAUCUCUUCCUUCGUCCUUUCUUGUCUGUCCUCUUGCCGCCUCACCUCUUUGGACCGGUCUAUUUCUUAUUUCGUUGUUGUACUGACGGCUCAACCCUAAUUUUAUGCGUAUUGCAUAUACUGGAAAGGUUUAUCUUUUUUGAAAGUGUUUUUAUACCCUUCCUUCCUUUGAACUUAUAAUUGGUGCUCUUGUUCCCUUUUCCUUUUCUCUUGUGCUUCUGAACUCUACUCUCCUUUUCUUCUCCGUACUUCCAUCCCUUUUUGAUCAUGCCCUGUCCAAUACGCCUGCCCUGGCAUUCGCUCCUUCUUUAAACCUUUUUCAUCCCGGAUUCUGAUGAUGUUAAAAAAGGAAAGCCAAAAGAUGUACUAAUAAAUAUAUGAUCCUUCGAUCUC
Molecule: messenger RNA, 1607 nt
Organism: Fomitiporia mediterranea MF3/22
Lineage: Eukaryota; Fungi; Basidiomycota; Agaricomycetes; Hymenochaetales; Hymenochaetaceae
Exons: 2
Coding region: 44-1195 (383 amino acids)
Biological process (GO): regulation of transcription by RNA polymerase II
Molecular function (GO): DNA-binding transcription factor activity, RNA polymerase II-specific; RNA polymerase II cis-regulatory region sequence-specific DNA binding; protein dimerization activity
Source: RefSeq, a predicted model, not a curated record